Molecule: messenger RNA, 1897 nt
Organism: Homalodisca vitripennis (glassy-winged sharpshooter)
Lineage: Eukaryota; Metazoa; Arthropoda; Insecta; Hemiptera; Cicadellidae
Product: zinc finger protein OZF-like
Exons: 4
Coding region: 342-1832 (496 amino acids)
Biological process (GO): regulation of transcription by RNA polymerase II
Cellular component (GO): nucleus
Molecular function (GO): RNA polymerase II transcription regulatory region sequence-specific DNA binding; DNA-binding transcription factor activity, RNA polymerase II-specific
Source: RefSeq, a predicted model, not a curated record
GGCUGGCUGUCGAGUGUCGCCUGCUAAGUAAGUGGCGUUGUCAAUAAAUUGUCAUAAUAUUCGUCCUGUAUGUCACCCCAAUCUCAUCAUCACUCAACUGUUUAUCAAACAAGACAAAGAUAGUGUUAUUUGCAAUAUCCUUGUUUGAAGUGGCUAUUGCUAGUUUAUUUUCUAUAUCUGUUUUGUUAUAUUUACGAGCUAUUUAGGAAGCCAACAAAAAUAAAUUGUUCAACCAAUGUUAUUUUACCCUUAGGGACCAUACAGAGAUUUAAAGAUAAACAUGGUGCUUGUUAGCCUUUGACCGAAUUGGAAUUUGUCAAAUAGUUAAUAUUGAAGAAAAGAUGGAAGAGGACGAGAAUGAAACCAAUGCCUCCUGGACUGUAAGUGUUGAGCCAGAAGUUGAGAUACAAGAGUCGGGUCCAUCAGUUCUCUCCGAACAAGCUGUAAUAGUAGAUGAACAGUCCAGUGAAUCUGAUCAAGAAGCUGGUUUCCAUGCUGUACAAGAGUAUGAGUCGGUGUUGGUGGACAAGAUGUGUGAAGUAUGUGGCAAUCUGUUCCAAGCGUUUGAACUGCUCAACCAGGAGAAAAAUAAGAACCCCCAGCUGUCUACAUGUGAGACGUGUUCAUAUUACAUUACUCCUCACAGCAUGGAGAUAGAGAACCACAACGGGGCUGUAGACGAUUGUAUUGAUAAGUGUAAUAACGGAAGAUACUCUUGUGGUAAGUGUGGGAAAAUGUUCACGAGGAAAGAUAGAUUGGACAGGCACCAAGUAACACAUUCAGAGAUGAGACCUUUUCAGUGUAAGUAUUGCAGUAAGUCUUUCAAGAGGAAUGACAAACUAGUGGAGCACAUAAAAAUGUCCCAUUGGGAAAUUAGCGUGAAAGACAAAUGUUCGGAUCUGAUGUGUGAUGUUUGUGGGGACAUUGACGGAGUUAUAUCAGUGAAUGUAAGAGAGAAUGCGCAAUCGGUCGUAAACUUAUGUGAGGUUUGCAACCUUGCUCGACAGGAAAGGAUGUCUGACACGGCACAGACUGAGUCCAAACUGUUCCAGUGCGACUUGUGUCCGCGACGUUUCUCUCGUAAAGAUCAUGCGACGCGUCACCGUAUGUCCCACCUUGACGUGAAACCUUUCGAAUGCUACAUCUGUGAGAAGUCGUUCAAUAGGAAUGAUAGAUUAUUACGCCACAUGAAAAUACACCCCGGUGCUAAACCUUUUGCAUGUAAGGUUUGUUCCUUGUCGUUCACCGAUAGGGAGGAACUGAAAAGCCAUCAGAUGUCUCAUCCGGUUGUUAAGGUAAAAUUGCACAAGUGCGAAAUAUGCGAGAAAGAGUAUAGGGACAAAGAUAAACUCCAGAGGCAUUUGACAACACAUGUGAAUUACAAGCCAUACAUCUGUGAGUUGUGUGGCAAAAGUUUUAAACUGCAAGAAACUUUGUUGUCGCACCAGCAAGUCCAUUCCAACGGGAAACCUUUUAAAUGCCAAACAUGUGGAAUGGCUUUUAAAAUCAAAGAAACAUAUAAACGCCAUUUGUUAGUGCAUUUGAAAAAACCAGUGUAUUCGUGUAGUAUGUGUUCUAAAACAUUUAAACGGAGUGAUAAAUUAAAAACACACCAUUUAGUGCACUUGGACUUGAAACCUUUCACAUGUGAUAUAUGCAAAAGUGAAUUCAAACGCAAAGAUAAAUACACAAGGCAUAGAAAACAAGUGCACAACUUGGAUAGUGAGGACAGUACCUGGCAGACAGAAGUAGAAAUAGAUUGUGAUAUGUGUGGAAAAAUAUUCAAUUGUGAAGACGAUCUGGCGGAACAUAAAAUGGUCCACUAUCGUUAAUUAAAUAAUUGUUUGGAAGUUUCUUGGUAAUCUUCAUAUAUAUAUAUAUAUAUAUAUAUAUAUAU